CAGACUUCAAAGCAACACCUGAAAUCAAAUUUGUCAAUUUAUAUGGUAGUCCCUGGAAGUUCCAUUUUUUGGCAGGGCAAUACAUGAGUAAUACUUCUAGGCAAUCUUUUUUUCUGUUUUCUGAAAAUGUUGAAUUCAUGUUUCAUAAAAGAUGUCAACAAUUGACCAUACAACAACUUUUAUUCCGCUCCCUUUUUCUAGACCAGCUUAUGUGAGAAUGAUCCAAUUAUCCAAACGUGGAUCUAUUGAUUUCACAUACUUAGAGAUGAGUACAGGUUAGAACUAUUUUAAAUUACCAGCACAUGAAAUCUAUUGCAUUCUUCAUUUGAUGGUGUUUUUAGUUAUCAUACUCUCUCUCAUCCUAUCUCCAGUUUAUCAAUUUUGCAGAACGUAGCCUUAAAACUCAGUGUCACUCUGUAAAUUGAAGCAGAAGAAGGAAUUAUGUCAUACAUGACUUUUAAGGCAUGGAACCUUAAGUGGUAAUAGAUUAUAUUCUUUUCAUGAGGAAGUCACUUGACAAAGCAGAAAUGUAUCAAUUGUUCACUGUUCAGUAUCUCAUUCAUUAAGCCACAAGGCCUUUUAGAAGUAAGUUAAGGAGAAUAGCAGAUGCAAAGUAGCUUAUGGACUUUGAUGAAGCUCUAGCUGCAGUUGUGCAAACUUCAGUUGUCAGUAGACGGUCCCUUACUUGAGUAUCACAGCCUCAUUUCCAAUUAGCGUAAACCACAUUCUUUCAGAGAGAUAGUUAAAGGAUGAGCAAUUUUGUGCUAGAGGCUUAAGAUUUUGUUCUGGAUGGUAACAUCUUCAAUAGGAGGUAGGUGAAGUGCUCUAAAUGAUAGCUUUGUUUACAAAUUAGUUUAUUUUAUCAGCUCAAUAGAAAAGUUCAAUCAUUUGGACGCAGUUUUACCGUUCGUCAUGCAGGAUUAUCAACUUCUUUGAUACAUCAAGGAGCUGACUAGACUUUGCUUUUCUGCACUUUGAUUAUUCUAUAGAGACUUACUACAUGACAAUGGCUGCUACAUUUCAAUCAUCUUUUAUUUUGAUCCCAAUGGCAGUAGAAUUAUAUGGGUUAUGAGUUUUGAUAUAAGAUCUGGUGAACAGAGCUUCUACUGAAGAUAUGGUGGAAAAAAAAAUUCUAGAUGUUUGUUUGUACUUUGAUAUUCACAUAGUGAAGUAUUCUCCUAAUUCUGUCUGUACACUAAAUCUGUUUCUUUUAACUUCUUUGAUUAUCUGUUUUCGUAUCUAAACAAUCUAAUGGUCAUGCCGUACCUCAUGUCUAAAACACUAUCUGUGACGGUGCACUCUUUUGGGUGUUGAAGUUUAUAUAUCCAAUGAAAGAUGUUGCUUGCACUAGUCUUAAAUGUUCAACUUCGACGUGUUUAGGGAAGCUAACAUGUGUACUGAUUUCCUGGAGAAUAUGGGUCACAACCUCCCUUCUUUUGUCUGUCAUCAUCUGAAACGCUGGCCCUUUGGCCUGGGGAUGUUCUUGUAUGCUGAUAUGAAUGGUACUGCGUUUCCCGAAUUUUUGUGGAAUUCUAUUUUAUUUAUGAAUGUUUUUCUCUCUUUUCACCUAAAAAAAAAAAUGAUGUUGCUUGCAAUGCUUUUUGAUGUAGGAAGGCUUUUAAGACUCAUAGUACUUCUUGCCAGGAGACUAAAAAACAUUACAGAACUCAGAAAUGUGAUUAGAGAAGGCGCAGGCUUUUCCUAUGGGGUUAUAUUUGUUGUCCUCUAAAUUUUAUAUUGUU
Molecule: messenger RNA, 1742 nt
Organism: Rubroshorea leprosula
Lineage: Eukaryota; Viridiplantae; Streptophyta; Magnoliopsida; Malvales; Dipterocarpaceae
Source: the annotation of a GenBank genome assembly